Molecule: messenger RNA, 3946 nt
Organism: Hypoxylon trugodes
Lineage: Eukaryota; Fungi; Ascomycota; Sordariomycetes; Xylariales; Hypoxylaceae
Exons: 3
Coding region: 672-3290 (872 amino acids)
Biological process (GO): transcription antitermination; transcription elongation by RNA polymerase II; regulation of mRNA 3'-end processing
Cellular component (GO): nucleus
Molecular function (GO): RNA polymerase II transcription regulatory region sequence-specific DNA binding
Source: RefSeq, a predicted model, not a curated record
CCUAAGCUAAGGAUGUAAGGUCCGUGCACGCAGGGCGCCGCCGCUUUUUUCUAUGUAACACUUCCCCAUUCAAGAGUCAAACCUCCACCCGCGACCAUCCAAACCUUGGAACUUUACAACCUUACAACAUCAAAUAUCCGGGUGGACCACGUCGCGGCGCGGAUACAAUACGACACGGAACGACACGGCAUUGUAAUACAUACGCGUAUUCAUACUAAAUUUCCUUACUUCAAUCAACAACAAGGAGGUACCGCUUUGUUACUAGCGAUUGAAUCCUUUUGCGACGAGGCCUGUUUCGCGGUAUCGGCGAUUUCAUCGCAUGUCAUUUGGCCCUCUUUACCUAUUCACCGCCUAUGCGCCAACUUCGCGAGCUUCGAUCAGCAAAUUCGAUUGCUUUUCUUUCUUUUCUCUUCAAUCCGAAAUCCGAAACAAAAGCUAGGUUCCAUUAGGUACUAGAAGUGGUUGGAGUUACUCUCAAAUCGUGGGAAACAUCCACCCCCAUAUCUUCUGGUCAGAUCAUAGAGAUCAAUCCAUUUCUCGUAGAAGCCAUGAUUGCCUGAAGAGUACUGUUGCCAAUUCCUACAAGUCGCAACGUAGACACAGACUAUCUAAACGCCGCAAGCAACUCUACUACUUCGUAUACUGUCUUUUAAACGUCACCGGUUUUCAUUAUGUCUGCCGCCGAACAAGAGCCUCGCCGCUCCGUGCGAGCUACUAAGGGUCAGCACACGAAAGCUUUCGAUCAGCUCGAGAACGGACCGGAGCCUGCAAAGCGAAGGCAGACCAAAAAAGGCGGUAAGAAGGCGGCAGAGAAGGACGAGAAGCAAGAAGAAGACGAAGAAAUCAUUCGUUGUAUCUGUGGUGCGACCACUCAAGAUGACGAUGAUACGAACGAGCCAUGGAUAGCCUGCGACAAAUGUGGCGCUUGGCAACACAAUGUGUGCAUGGGCAUGAGUGUUUUUACCGAAGAUUUAACUAGAGAUUAUUUCUGCGAACAAUGCGCGCCCGACGAUCACAAGAGUACUCUAGAGGCCAUUAAGAAGGGAGAGAAGCCCUGGGAAGGCCGAAGACAGAAGUACGAGGAGGACAAGAAACGCAAGAAGGGUAGGAAGGGUAAAGGAAAGCGCGCAAGUGAUCCUAAAGACCGCGCGUCGCCCAGCGCUACCAGCACGAAGGCGAAACCAUCACCGACUCCCGACGCGAAAAAGGAAGAAGGCGUCCCAGAGCCCAUCAAUAAGGGAAAGCGAAAGUCUCGAGACCACUCUCAAGGUCCACAGAGCAAGCUGCGCAAAGUUACAGAAGCUCAAGCGGUUCCCGUACCUGUACCCGACCCCAAGUAUACCCCUCCGAAUGAUCUUCCCGAGAAUAUUCAGAAGCUUGAAGGGUCUCGAAGACAAGCGGCGGUUGCAUUACAGAAAGCGCUUGAUGCUGCCAUUGACUUAGCGGAGAAGAAGAAGCUUUAUACCAUUCCUCAAGGCACUGUCAAGAAGAAUGUCACGGAACGCUUGGCUAUCGAGAUUGAGCGUGCCUUUUAUGAUACCCAUCCGAAUACUUCACACAACGCAUCGCAGCUUCGAACGCUUAUUUUCAGUUUGAAGAACAAUGUUGAGCUAGCUGCGCAAGUACUCGUGAAGUCAGUAUCGCCUCCGUCUUUCGUAGUAAUGACGGGAGAUGAGUUGGCUACUAGGGAACAGCAGCGUGAAACCGCUGAGAUGAAAGCUCGCGCAGAAAAGCAGUCAAUUCUUAUCACGGAUGAUGGCCCGCGAGUCAGGCGGACCCACAAAGGGGAAGAGGUGAUCGAGCCAGACCACUUCACUGGCGAUGCGGAUGAUACUUCAUCUAACCUUCGUCGUCAAGCAUUAAAGGAGGCGAGGGAAGCAAGCGAGGCCGGAAACACGAGCAAUGACCAAGCUGUGUCUACAUCAACUGAUAGGGUGGCGUCCCCCGCGAAUGCUGGUAGUCGAUCAGGCUCCUCAGCAGCGCCCCUUCGAGUUGAUACACAGUCAUCUCAACAUUCGCCUAAACGAGCUGAUUUUGACAUUGGCAAAGUUUUCUCGAGCGUGCGAUCCCCAUCCGCAUCACACCAGCGACGAGCCUCAACACAAGUCCAAUCAACUGGCCCGGGAGAUGAUCCCGAUGUCGACCGAUUACUCCAAGAAGAUGGCAAUGACUCACCGCCGUACUCUCCAUCUGAACACAUCGAUCCUGAUGUUGUUUGGCGAGGUCCCCUUUAUAUGACGAAUGUGGCCGAAGUGGAGGUCGUGGCGAAGUAUGCGGGUGGCGCUGAUCUCAGCAAGGUUAGGAAUAUCGCAUGGAAAGAUCUCAUACCUGCCUAUCUUACUGUUGCUGGUCGAAUCACGGAGGAAAAGGCUAUUCCGUACCUUUGUGGCUUGCGAUACAAUAACCAGGUCGACCUAGUCAUCACCAGCUUAACUCCAAGCCAUUCAGGGGAUCCCGCAGCCCGUAAACAAUUCUUAGCCGUUAUCGAUUAUUUUCUGUCUAAGAAGCGAUAUGGAGUUGUUGGAGAGAAGAGACUUGGUAAUGUGAGAGACACGUAUCUAGUGCCAGUGCCGGAGGGCGAAGGUGGAAUCCCGGAACCCGUACAGAACAUCGAUGGGCAUCUUGUUCCUCUAAAGCGCACCGAGCCUAUGCUAUUGAUGAUAUUUGUUUAUCGGGACGAGAGACAGGUUCAGAUUCCGAUAGAUCAGCAACGAUCCGAGAUGCAGAAGGCUACUUCAACGACACCUGCACAAGGUACCCCGUUACCACCAAGAUCUUCCGUCUCGGCUGGACCAGCGUGGUCGCCCGCAACUCCGCAAGGGUCUUCUGGUAACAACAAUAUACCCCAGACGACGCACUACAACCAGACACCGGUCCCGCCGCCUAAGAUUCCGGGCCAUACUCCGCCUGUAGCGCCUCCCCGCCAAGCCCCAUCAACUGGCACAGCACCUGUCGCUCAAGAUCCUAUGGUACCGGCCCUACGAGCCGCGCAGGCCGAGGGUGAGAAGAAGGCACGUGAAGUCCUUGGUCCUUUAUUUUCUAGCUCUACAGUGGCAUUCUUACUGCCGCACGCCGCCCGUAUGAAGGAAGGCGAAUGGACAGCUGUCCGUCGUGCUCUGGAGCGAGAUCCAAAAGCUCGUGACGAUUUGCAGCUUUUAAGUAAGCUUCUCACUGAAGAUGGCAAUACCGGCCGCAAGCCGGGCGCCCAGACUACUAAUGCGGCGCCAUCCGGGGUUGUACAAACUACACUUGCUGCUGCGACGGAUGGAAGUCCAGCGCAGGCUUCUUGAAGCGGACUGUUGAACUACCCGCCGACUCUCGGCAAAUCCUGUUUUGUUUGAGUGGAUAUGCAUCUCGACUUGGGCGAUUGGCGUUUGGUCACUUGAAUGCAUGACGAGCUUUCUUGAAAGAAGUCGUAAAGGAGGACUACAUGUACUCCUAAACAACGUUUCCGACUAUAAUAAACCAGAAGUAUUCUCUCAAGCAUUGCCAAUCCCUUUGAUCUCAUCUAGCCCGAGGCUGUGUUCAACUGGCAAAAUAAUUGAGAGCAGUAGAGAUGCAUUUGCAAGGCCAGUAAUCGCACCACCACCCCAAAAAUCACCGAUUUUCAAGCAGUUGCGAUCAAUGCAUCAUAUUUUUCACGGGCGCCGCGCUACACACUCAAGUAGAGCACGGUUUUUUAAUCAAACUUCGAGCAUCGGGACGUCUUCAAGAGGUCUCACCACACUAAGGAAGAGGAAGAUCCGAAUUUCGUUCCUGUCUAAAGGAUGCGAUUUAUGUUUCCCUGAAUUAACGGGGAUCGUGUAAUGAAUUUCACACCUGGAAAAUGUUGGAGGAUUUUUUUUUUAAUUCGGGCAUUUCGGUGCCCGCGUUCCUGGCUUGUAUGUAGCAAUUGGCCGCUUACGCGCCGCGGUCUGAAUAUAUCGCACUCGGAUUUAUUACUUAU